Molecule: messenger RNA, 1617 nt
Organism: Tarenaya hassleriana
Lineage: Eukaryota; Viridiplantae; Streptophyta; Magnoliopsida; Brassicales; Cleomaceae
Exons: 3
Coding region: 175-1236 (353 amino acids)
Source: RefSeq, a predicted model, not a curated record
UCUACGGAGAGAGGGAGAGAGGAAGAAAGCGAAGCAUUUGAGAGAGAGAGAGAGUUCUUCGUCUCCGGAGUCAGGUUUACGAAGCAAGAGAAGGACCCGAUCCUGAUUAAAGAAGAAGAAGAAGAAGAAGAAGAAGAAGAAGAAGAAGAAGAAGAAGAAGUGGUUGGGGUCAUAAUGCUGAGGACAAGAACUCGGUCUCAUAACAAAGAUCAAGCAAUGUCUCAGUUUCAGUUCCUUGAUCCUCAAUCUGAUCCUCUUAGGCACAGCUCUCCCAAAACCAUCACUAACCCUCUGGGUCUCUUGAUCGGCCUGAACAACAAGGGUUUGUCAGAUUGUGAUUCUGUCAGAAGCCCUACUUCUCCGUUGGAGUUUAGGGUAUGCUCAAACGUGUCUGAGCUCUUCGUUAGAUCUCCGAGAUCAUCGUUGCAGAAUGGUCAUCUCUGGAACUUCUUGGGACCUGCUAAAGUUGGGUUAAGCAUUGUGGAUUCUCUAGACGAUGAUCGAUGCCUCUCCCGUGAUGUCGUUUUCGGACCUGCGAUGAGGGUGAAGUCCUGCAAGAAUCAGGACAAAAGCCCUGAGUUCCUGCAGGAACCCAAGUCUUUGCCUGAAGGUUUCCCAGUUUUUCCAAUAGCCCAGAAAAUCAAGAGUGCAGCUUCUGGUAUUGUUUUCGAAAUCGGAGAUGACCCUUUUGAGCCUGAUCCGAGAGGGUUGAAGAACCGAUCUUUUUCGCUGGGUUCUUGCAGGUCUUUCUCAACAGGAUCUAAUUUAUCAUUGAACGGAAGAACCAAAUCGAGUUCUGAAAGUGAUUCCCUGAAGAAAACCCGAGUUCUGUCCCGUUCCAAGUUGGGUGGAGAAUGCAACAACUCUGGUCUGGAUACAGGAUUCCUUGGUUCGCCUUCUGCAAGUGACAUUGAACUGUCAGAAGAUUACACUUGUAUCAUUUCACAUGGUCCUAACCCGAAAACUACUCAUAUUUAUGGUGACCGAGUUUUAGAGUGUCACAGCCUCUGCGAUGAUAAAGAGAAGCACAUUCCAACAGAGUCGGAGGCCAUGUUUCCAUCUGAUGACUUCUUGAGCUUCUGUUACUUCUGCAACAAGAAACUAGAAGAAGGGGAAGACAUAUACAUGUACAGAGGAGAGAGGGCGUUUUGCAGCACUGAGUGCCGUACAGAGGAGAUGCUGAUGGAGGAGGAGGAGGACAUGGACACCAUGAACGAAUCUCCAAGGAACCUCUGAGCAAAGGACAAGAGCCAAGCCACAUAACACUUACAAAAAGGGCCGAUCCUUUUCUACAUCAAGCUUUUGGUAUGUCGAAAUCUCAUAACACAUGAACCGUUCGUCCGUUUACAUAAAGAGCUGUGUUUAUAUGCAGCAGCCACGGAUGAUUAGGGUUUCUUUCUUUCUUUCUUUUUUGUGUAAAUUUUUUGACAUUAGGAUCUGAAAAUGAAAAUGGUGUUUUCAUCAUGAGACUGAAAAUAAGAGUUUUUGACUAGUUUCAAAAGGGUUGAUUUGAUAUUUUUCCUUUGGAUCGGUCUCUUUUUUGUUGUUUACUGUGCCUUUAUGGUCUGAGUUUGUAAGCUAAUUAUUGAUAUCAAAUAAGAGAGAUUUUCAUUGAAA